AAAUGAACAAAACGGUUAAACGACACAGAAACGAGGGAUUCUUCUCUGCUCGACUUCUCUGCCCCUUUCUGAGCUCAAAAUCAAUCGCUCUCUCGCUCUUUUGAUCUUAAAGCAUACCAAUACACUACCAAUAUAGAGAUCGAAUCCGCUUCUCUCUCUUUUUGAUUUGAGAAAAUUUUUCAGUUAGGUUUUGUGGUUUUAGUCUUUUAGAUUUUGGUACACAGGGAGAAAGGACUAUAUAUUACAAUAUCAAUGAAAACCUGAUUAAAAGACAAUGUUGCUCAAGGAAAAAGAGAGGGAAGGAAGGAAGAAGUUGAUGUUUCUCAGAGUUUCAAUCAUGCAGAAAUUUUUUGUAUCUUUUGAAAGUUUCAGUAUGUAAAUCUAGCCUUACAAAAAGUGGCUAACGACUAUAUUACAAACUUCUUCGGCAAAGAGGUUCAACUUUUGCUUUUCAAUCUGAGUGCUAGCGUGGCAUUUAUGUUUUAGGGCACCUACGGCCAAAGCUGUUAUGCAGAAACCAUGGGAGAUGGCAACACUAGCAACACCAAUAGAGGCAUCACAAGUAACAGCAACACCAAUGAGAAGCCAGAGUGGCUGCAACAGUAUAAUUUGAUUGGCAAGAUUGGUGAAGGUACUUAUGGUCUCGUAUUCCUGGCAAAGACCAAGUCUCCUGCUAAUCGUGGAAAAUCCAUUGCCAUCAAGAAAUUCAAGCAGUCUAAGGAUGGAGAUGGCGUCUCCCCCACUGCUAUCCGUGAAAUCAUGUUGCUUCGGGAGAUUUCUCAUGAAAAUGUUGUGAAGCUUGUUAAUGUACACAUUAAUCAUGCUGAUAUGUCACUAUAUCUAGCUUUUGAUUAUGCUGAACAUGAUCUUUAUGAAAUUAUUAGACAUCACAGAGAUAAGGGUCCCCAUGGUAUCAAUCAGUAUACUGUGAAAUCAUUGCUGUGGCAGCUGCUCAAUGGACUGAACUAUCUUCACAGUAAUUGGAUAAUACAUCGAGAUCUGAAGCCAUCAAAUAUCCUGGUUAUGGGUGAGGGAGAUGAACAUGGGGUUGUCAAGAUUGCUGAUUUUGGACUUGCAAGGAUAUACCAAGCUCCCUUGAAGCCCUUAUCUGAUAACGGUGUCGUGGUAACGAUUUGGUAUCGUGCGCCUGAAUUGCUUCUUGGAGCAAAGCACUAUACGAGUGCUGUUGAUAUGUGGGCUGUGGGGUGCAUUUUUGCUGAACUUUUGACUUUGAAGCCACUUUUUCAAGGGGCAGAAGCCAAAUCCAUGCCAAAUCCCUUCCAGCUUGAUCAACUUGACAAGAUUUUUAAGGUCCUAGGCCAUCCUACGCUUGAGAAGUGGCCAACUCUUGCAAACCUUCCACACUGGCAAUCCGAUCUGCAGCAUAUCCAAGCACACAAGUACGAGAAUACGGGACUGCAUAAUGUUGUGCAUCUCUCUCCAAAAGGUCCUCCAUUUGAUCUCCUAUCUAAGAUGCUUGAAUACGAUCCUCGAAAGCGAAUAACAGCUGCACAAGCUCUAGAGCAUGAGUAUUUUCGGAUUGAACCUCUACCAGGGUGCAAUGCCUUGGUGCCCUCUCAACCUGGAGAGAAAGUGAUCAAUUAUCCUACUCGUCCAGUAGACACAAAUACAGAUUUUGAAGGAACUACUAGUCUACAGCCUCCACAAACAGUAUCAUCUGGAAAUGCAGUUUCUGGAGGUAUUGCUGGCGGUCAUGGAGUGGCAGGCAGAUCUGCUCCUCGACCAAUGCCUAUGGGCAUGCAGAGAAUGCAACCUCAGGCUAUGGCUGCUUAUAAUAUUGCAUCUCAGGCAGGAAUGGGUGGCGGAAUGAAUCCAGCUGGCAUACCAAUGACAAGGGGUGUUGCUGCCCAGCCCCAUCAGCAGCAUCUUCGAAGGAAAGAUCCACCAGGAUUGGGGACUGGAUAUCCUCAACAGAAAUCCAGGCGCCAAUAGAGAAAUAACUUCUUGAUUGACAACUGUAAUUCAACCUUUAUUGAAGAACAACCCCGCUCUUUGCGGAAGGAUUCUGUUCAAGGCAUCCAAGGGAACUAAAGAAUGUUUUUUCAAUCAUGCCUUGUAUUGGGAAAGCUGGUUUAUUGUAGACCUAUUUUGAUGACAUGGCAACCACAUCUGUGAUUGAAGAGUAUCUUAAAUGAUGCUUAUGAAGAAAAGUUUCAAGUUACUAUAUCCAACAGACAAUGAAUCAUCGCUCUAGCCAAAGGUUACUUGAAAUAGUUGUAUUUGUGCUCAUUCUGUGGAAUGUCAUUCCUUAUCCUUUCAAGGGAUGUUUAUGCAUGUAUGAACAUGAUAACUGAAAGGGCAAAAAAAAAAAAAAAAAAAUGGGAAAUAGGUUUUUGUUGCUUCUGGAGCAGAAUACAUUUAUGGCAUUUUGGAAGUGAAGCAGGAUGAAUUUCAGCGAGGCCUUCAGCCUAUAACUCAAGAGAAUCUGUUAUAUUAAUAGUUGCAGAUAUACUUUCUUUCAGUGUCUCGAUAUUAACAUAGUCUAGGGGAAAAGAAAGAGCAACCUUUACUUGUUAUAUAAGAUUCUUAAACAUCUGUACACUUGAAUGCAUGACAGGGUUCCUUUUGCACGGCUGAUAAAAUACAAUCACUGUUGGCUGAGAAA
Molecule: messenger RNA, 2626 nt
Organism: Ricinus communis (castor bean)
Lineage: Eukaryota; Viridiplantae; Streptophyta; Magnoliopsida; Malpighiales; Euphorbiaceae
Product: cyclin-dependent kinase E-1
Exons: 3
Coding region: 520-1953 (477 amino acids)
Biological process (GO): protein phosphorylation
Cellular component (GO): mediator complex; nucleus
Molecular function (GO): cyclin-dependent protein serine/threonine kinase activity; ATP binding; RNA polymerase II CTD heptapeptide repeat kinase activity
Source: RefSeq, a predicted model, not a curated record